This is a messenger RNA of Raphanus sativus (radish), 875 nucleotides long. Its product is annotated as telomere repeat-binding factor 3-like. The transcript has 5 exons. The record is from RefSeq and is a predicted model, not a curated record. Gene Ontology annotation, molecular function: double-stranded telomeric DNA binding. NCBI's taxonomy places the organism in Eukaryota, Viridiplantae, Streptophyta, Magnoliopsida, Brassicales, Brassicaceae. Bases 8 to 694 code for a protein of 228 amino acids.
GUUAAGAAUGGGAGCCCCAAAGCAUAAGUGGACACCGGAAGAGGAAGAAGCUCUUAUGGCUGGAGUACUCAAACAUGGACCUGGAAAAUGGCGUUACAUACUCGCAGACUCUGAGUAUUCCUCUGUUUUGCACUCUCGCUCAAAUGUGGAUCUCAAGGACAAGUGGAGAAACAUAAGUGUAGCAGCUACUUGUGGAUCUAGGAAGAAGGCUAAGCAGGAUGAUGACAAUACCAAAGCUCUUACCAUUUUGGCUCUGACUAAUGGUGAUGAUGGAGGACAACAACACUUUGCACUCUCAUGUGACACACCACAAGAUCUCUUCACAAGUGUGGAUAACAUGAUCUUGGAGGCUAUUACUAACUUUGAGGGACCUUUGGGACCUGACAGAAACUCAAUCUUGAUGUAUCCAGAGGUGGAUGCUAAUAUGCAACUGAAUAUGGAGCAGCUUGUGACUUCAAGACUUGAGCAUUUGAUCAAUAUUGAAACCAUAGUCAAGAUAGAGCACAGAUACAGUAUUUCUCAGGGCUAUGCAGUUGCAAAGGCAAUAGCAGAAGCAGAGUUGGCAAUAGCAGAAGCUGAAGGAGCGGCAAGAGAGGCAGAAAACGCAGAAGCCAAGGCUGAAGCUGCCCGUAUUUUCGCAAAAGCUGCAAAGAAAGCUUUGAAAGCAUACAAUGCAAUGCAACUCGGUAAGUGAUGUUGUUUCUUUGCAGAUAGCGGAAGACAGAUCAUGUCAUGUCUGAACCUUGCAUCUGAUAAAUUUGCAGCUUGUAGCUCAAUAAGAUUAUGUUAAAAAAAAAAAACCAUUGUUCUGUUUAUCUGUUGUUGUAGUAACUUUUUUACCUUCAGGUUUCUCGUGACGCAUUUAGAGAAACAAA